CGCCGCCGCGCCCGCGGCGCCCUCGCCCUCGGCUGGCGGCGCCGCGCCGGUGCGGCUGGCGCUGGCGGCGCCGGGGCCGCCGCAUGCCGUGCUGCUGCCCGCGGCCUCGCGGCCUGGCGCGUCGCCCACUGCGGCGCCGGCGUCGGCUCCGUCGCCCGCCGCGGCGCCAGCCGCGCGCGAGCAGGAGCUCGGCACAGCGUUGUAGAAGUACCCCAAGGGGCAGAAUUGUCUGGAUGAGGAGGCCAACGCGAUACCCCUGGUGUCGCUCGGCUGCUACUGCGGGCCAAAGCUCUCCUUCCAGAAGAUGGGCCGGGGUGCCGCGACGUUGCCCUUCGACUGGAUCCGGACGACCGUAGACGGGCUCCUGCACUACAUCAGGAGCGAUUUCAGUGGCUUCUUCGACUUCGUCACGAAGCUUCCUGUGCCCGGCUGCAACCGCAUGGUGAUGUACCGUGAUCGGCUCCACUCCUUCUGGCACGACGAUCCCGAGGACCCGGCCAUGCGGGAGAAGUACGCGCGCCGCAUCGAGCGUUUCAACCAGCUGGACGCCAGGGUGCGCCCCGUCCUCUUCGUGCGGAGCGCCGCGGCGACGGAGGAGCUGCUGCGCGCCGCGGAGCUGGUGGAGGUGCUGGUGGCGAGGUUCGGCAAGGAGGCGCGCCUUCUCUUGAUCCUGAACUUCCAGGAUGCAACAGCUGGGCCGGCCUUUGUCAAGGGCGUGCCGAACCUGAUGGUGUAUUACCUGACUCCAGAGG
Molecule: messenger RNA, 752 nt
Organism: Prorocentrum cordatum
Lineage: Eukaryota; Dinophyceae; Prorocentrales; Prorocentraceae
Source: the annotation of a GenBank genome assembly